ACAUGUCCAAACGGACCCAAUUUAUCUCGAGAAAAAUGAAUGCCCUUUUCAUAUUUGCUUUAUUUAUUUGUUUGGUUGCUGUUGGUUUGAGCUUUUGUAUUUUAACUAUUAAGUUCUGUUUGCAUGGUUUUUGCUUCUCAGCGUCCCAGGAAUUUACAGAGUUUUAAGCAGACUGUGAAAAGAUUGGAAGAAGCUUCUGUUUCUUGUAGAGGUGUAGAAAGGGUUCAGCUGCUGAGGAGGUGGCUGGUUUCACUCAAAGAAAUCGAGAGACUGUCCACCCUUUACAACGCGAGAAACGGAAAGGGUUCUGAAGACCACCUUAAAUCCGAUGAGUCAGCAGACUCCCCGAGGAAACCUACCCUGGUUUAUUACGUAGACUCUGAUGCCGGAGAUGAACCGAAAACUUUUCGUGAUGUCUUUCUUCAUAGCCAAGCUCUGGAGGGCAUGACAUUAUCCACGAUUCUUGAAGAGCCAAAUGAGGAAGAAGUUUCGCUACUUUUGGAGAUAUAUGGGCUCUGUCUUACAGGAGGAAAGGAAGUACAUAAUGCAGUAAUGAGCAGCGUACAGAAUUUGGCAAUUGCACUUUCGUACUAUCAAGAUGAAGUACUGAUAAAGCGAGAGGAAUUGCUCCAAUUUGCUCAAAGUGCAAUUGCAGGGCUGAAAAUAAAUGCAGAUCUUGCAAGAAUAGAUGCUGAAGCCUGCAGUAUAAGGGAAGAACUUGAUAAAUUGAUGGCACAACAGAAGCCUCUUAGUGAAGGUUGUGAAAAAUCAUCUAAGAAGACAAGAGAUGCGACAAUAGAGAAUUUAAAAGACGCGCUUGUAGAAAUUCAACUAUGUUCCAGGUUGGAGGCUCUGUUACUAAAGAAGAAAUCAUUGAGCAAUGGGGACUCACCCGAGAUGCAUUAUGAAAAGGUUGAGAAAUUGAAAAUAUUAUCAGAAUCUCUUGCUAACUCCACCUCACAAGCUGAAAAGCGCAUUUCAGACCACAGGUCUCAGGAAGAAGAAGCACUCAGCUUUCGUGUAGCUAAAGCUAAUGAAGUAAGCCAAGUGGAGAAGGAACUGGUGGCAGAGAUCGGAAAACUUGAGAGGCAAAGAGAAGAACUCCAAAAUGAACUGAAAAAGGUGAUUAUCGCAUUGAAGGCCGUUCGUGCACGCCUUCACAAUGCAAGGGAAGAAAGAGAACAAUUUGAUGAAGCAAGCAAUCAGAUUCUUGUACACAUAAAAGCAAAGGAAGAUGAGCUAUCAAAAUCUAUUGACUCAUGUAAAGCAGAAGUUGACGUUGUAAAUACGUGGGUUAGUUUUUUGGAAGAUACCUGGGUUCUGCAGUCUUCGUACACAGAGCAAAAAGAGAAGCAGGUCAAUGGCGAACUGGAGAGAUAUGGAGACUAUUUUGUGAAUUUGGUAAUCCAACUUCUCUCCACUUACAAGGCAAACUUGGGAUCGUCAAUCACUCGCAUCAGGACUCUCGUGGAGUGCUUGAACUCAAGUAAAGGAGCAAAUAUACUGGGCAUAGACGAUGGAAGUUCAAAAGAAAGCAACCCGAGGAAAAAUCUUGAAGAGGAUUAUGUGGACAUGGAAGCCAAGUUUCUGACCACCUUAAGUGUAGUGGAUACCAUGAAAAAGCAGUUCUACUGUCAAAGCGAAGGCAUUUUCAGGAGAGAUGAUGAGAAGGUCAAAGAACUCUUUGAUGCCAUCAAAAAUUUAAAUGAUGAAUUUGAAUCCAUUGAUAGACCAAUAUUGGAAACUGAAGCUUCACCGCGAAGACUAGAGACGCCCUCUAGUGAUAGGGCCAUUACAAGUCCAUCUCCUACCGCUACCUCUCCUUUGACAACCAGGACUCCAGAACUCAAACAUGAUGCCAAUUCUUCCUUGACUAAGGGAGAGAUGACACUGGACCCAAAGGAAGAUACAAAACUAGGGCAGGAACUUGGUAAGACUGCCCCAUUGUCCACCGGGACUCCAGAACUCAAACAGGAUACCAAUUCUUCCUUGACUAAGGGGGAGAAGGCACUGGACCCAAAGGAAGAUACAAAACUAGGGCCGGAACUUGGUAAAACUGCCCCAUUGACCACUGGGAGUCCAGAACUCAAGCAGGAGACCAAUUCUUCCUUGACUAAGGGGGAGAAGACACUGGACCCUAAGGAAGAUACAAAACUAGGACCGGAACUUGGUAAGACUGCCCCAUUGACCACCGGGGCUCCAGAGCUCAAACAGGGUACCAACGCUUCCUUGACUAAGGGGGAGAAGACGCUGGACAUAAAGGAAGACACAAAACUAGGGCCGCAACUUGGUAAGACUGCCCCAUCGCCCACCAGGACUCCAGAACUCAAACAGGAUACCAAUUCUUCCUUGACUAAGGGGGAGAAGACAUUGGACCCAAAGGAAAAUACAAAACAAGGGCCGGAACUUGGUAAGGCUGCCCCGUUGACCACUGGGACUCCAGAACUCAAACAGGAUGAAGUUUCCAAUUCUUUCUUCAUCAAGGGGUCAAAUCUACUAGACCUGCAGGAAGAGUUGCCGAAACUAGACCCUGAUCUUGGGAAGACCAGUCCAAUGACCACUGAGACUCCAGAACUUAAAAAGCAUGAAGGAAAGGAAGAACCGGCGAAACUACAGCCAGAACUUGGGAAGUUUGUCAAAGAAAUCUCAGUGGAUGAGAUUUGCGAUAUGGUGUUUGAUGAACUUGAAAAGGAAGUGAAAAGAACUAGCUGACCGGCAAGAAAUGUAGGCCAAAUUCAUAUGGUGGAAUAGUGCAUUACGAGUGCAUAUUGAUCUUAUUAACAUUGCUGGCUUAUGACAUAUCUUGUUGAAGAAGCAAAUAAGUAGGUCUCUUUCGACGCAAGAUGUAACGCUAUGUACCUACAGUCGACACUCCUUAUAGGUUGUAAAACAAAAGUUGACAAACACUGGAGUUGCUUAGGUCUAUUGAUGCUGUGUAAAUUCUCUGAUCCAUUUGAAGAUGUAGAUAAUACCUUGAAGAAAGUGGACUAUAUUCUCGUGUAGAUACUGUAACUGUAAAAUUAUUCCAAUAUUGU
Molecule: messenger RNA, 3035 nt
Organism: Pyrus x bretschneideri (Chinese white pear)
Lineage: Eukaryota; Viridiplantae; Streptophyta; Magnoliopsida; Rosales; Rosaceae
Product: cingulin-like protein 1
Source: RefSeq, a predicted model, not a curated record